AUGCUGAAGAAGCAACGCAGCAAUACCUCCCUCAUCAAGCUCUUCCCAAGGAACUUCAUUGAAGUUAUGGAUUCAUCACCCAAAUCCUUGAAGGCACUUGAUCAGAAAUGUCAUCUUAUGGAGCAAACACCGGAUUAUGAUUAUGGUGUUGACAGAGUUUCCGAUUUGCCAGACGACAUACUUUGUCACAUACUAUCUUUUCUUCCCACAAGAUUUUCAGCGGCUACUACGUUCUUGUCAACUAGUAAUGGUAAAUAUGAGGUUGUGUUCGAUACCCCAGCUCUUAGUGUCCUCGAGUACUAUAAUGUUGUAGCCCACGCCUAUUCUUUAAAGAACUGGGGUGGUCUCUGUGAAGCUCACCUAGACCUUUGGGUCACUGAGGAACAAUGGGAAGAAGGUAGAUGGAAUUACUGCCAAAAUAUAGCAGAGUUCGUUGCAGCAUGCUCUGGUGUAGCCACUUUGUCCUUGUCUCAGAGUUGCAUAGUGGUGAGUGAGCUUCCUUUACUCUUUCAUGCUUUAAUCUCAUCUUCAGAGGGUGUUUUGGAUGGUAAGCCCAUGGCACAAGUACUCAAGCUUGGGAUGGACAGGCCAACCUUUCAUGUUGGCAAGAAUCUGUUUGUGGAACUCUCCCUGUUGCUUGCCAUUAACUGUAGUAGCCGAUUGCUGCCCAAAUUUAGUUCUUUAUGCACAUUGACGCUUGAAGAUAUUGAAGAGAAUGGAUGGAAUUUAUUGCCACGCUUACUUGAAAGUUCGCCUAAUCUAGAGGUUCUUAAUUUUGAGCGG
Molecule: messenger RNA, 783 nt
Organism: Ilex paraguariensis (yerba mate)
Lineage: Eukaryota; Viridiplantae; Streptophyta; Magnoliopsida; Aquifoliales; Aquifoliaceae
Source: the annotation of a GenBank genome assembly